Messenger RNA from Cutaneotrichosporon oleaginosum, 442 nucleotides. RefSeq lists its product as uncharacterized. Lineage: Eukaryota; Fungi; Basidiomycota; Tremellomycetes; Trichosporonales; Trichosporonaceae. Gene Ontology annotation, biological process: attachment of spindle microtubules to kinetochore. Gene Ontology annotation, molecular function: microtubule plus-end binding. Gene Ontology annotation, cellular component: mitotic spindle; DASH complex. The record is from RefSeq and is a predicted model, not a curated record.
CUUUCUGCUCUGCCCAUACCGUCAUGUCCAUCAAUACCACAAACCCAUACGCGGGCCACCCCCAGCUCUCUCCUCUCGAGGCUGAGGUGCUCUGGGAAUAUGCCAAGCUGGCGGACAAGGUCAAGCGGAUCACCGCACUGGUUCGUCAGACUCUCGACAAGCCCAACUCAAGGCUUUUGGAAGAGCUGCGUGAGCUCGAGAAGGAGAUGAAGCUCGUAUUGACGAUGUACCGCGCCGCCGUUUACAACGUCACACAGGCAGAGGAGAUGCGUGAGGCAGAGCGCGAAGCUGCCGCCGCCAAGGCUGCAUUGCAAGAACAGAGCCGCGAGCGAUCCCCUGGCACGAACUGGGAAGAUGAGGGCUCGACCAUCAUGUACUAGCCUCCCUUUGCUCUCCCGCAUAGACCCUCUGUAUGUACUUUUAUGCAUUGUCUUCUUCUGAG